Ilex paraguariensis (yerba mate) is the source of this 1551-nucleotide messenger RNA. NCBI's taxonomy places the organism in Eukaryota, Viridiplantae, Streptophyta, Magnoliopsida, Aquifoliales, Aquifoliaceae. The record is from the annotation of a GenBank genome assembly.
AUGUAUGCUGUGUAUUUGCUUCCUGAUUUCACAAUUUUCGCAGUUUUUUGUACUUCAAGGAUGGCCUCUUCCGUGAAGAAAACAUCCAACCCAGCUCAUCAUCUGGAAGUCAUGCUCGGAGGCUCUUUGAUGAGUAUAGACAAUCUUUUUUCAGUGUUAAUGAUAGGACAUGCUUUUAUAAACAAGCUUCCUUACAUUGAGCUGAAGGAGCCAUACCUUCAAAGUCUGGCAUCCUCAGGAACUCAAUUGCAAUUCUACCAGGAAGCUAGGAUUAAGACUGCAAUAUUUAUGGGGUGCAAUGUCGGAGAGAUUGAGCUAGGCAUGUCUACUGACACCCAAAUCAACUUGGAAACGGAAAUGAGAAACUAUUUCCCUGAAGAUUUCUCUCGACAACAGCAGCCCAGAGAACUUCCCCAGCCAACUGAUCAGGAUCGGCCUUCUUCAUCUUCAUCGUCUUUGUUAUCCCUCUCUCUGGACAGCACAGAAUACUCGCCUCUCUUCUUCAGCAUUCCAAGCAGUUCCUACAUUCCAGAACCCCCCAAAGAAGCACCUACUGAGCAGGCAGUGAGACCAUUAUCAACCACGACACUCCCACUCCACCAAUCCCAGGUGGAGCAAACGUUAGGAUUAGUGUCAACCACGAGUAGCCCACUACACGAAGCAAUUCAAUCCUUAAGUCAAAUCCGAGCCACUCAAUUUCCCUCAAUAGAGAUCGAAGAUGCUGCAAUGACAAAGGCCAUACUCGCGGUUUUAUCGUCUUCUACUUCUCCUUCUCCUUCUUCUUCCUCUUCAUCUCAUCAGCCCCAACAAAAUUUACCUCCCAAUUACCAAAUAAACCAGAAGGGUACUGCAUUCAAGAGCUAUAGAUCAGCUUUAGCUCCCACAAUUCCGGCAACGGCCAGAAUCCGAAGACAGAAUAUGUUGAAACGAGCAAUGACAUUCUUCAGAAACUUAAAUUUAAUGCGACGCCAAGGACAAACCCAGGGAACCCGACCAACAAGCACCCAGUUGCACCAUAUGAUAUCUGAGAGAAAGAGGAGAGAGAAACUUAAUGAAAGCUUUCAAACAUUGAGAUCACUACUUCCUCCAGGAUCUAAGAAGGAUAAAGCGUCUGUGCUUGCUAGCACAACGGAGUAUUUGGGUUCCUUGAAAGCUCAAGUUGCAGAACUUAGCCAGAGAAACCAGAUUUUGGAGGCAGCUGUGCUGCCACGGAGAGAAGUAACCGGAGAAACUAGUGGCUCAUUAGCUGAGAGGUUGGGUGUUCAGAUUACAAAUGUGGCUGAAUCAACGUCUUCGUCAGAAACGAGAAUGGUGGACUUGCAAGUGACUGCAAGAGGAGAAAGCAGUAUGGUGGAUUUAGUUAUACGGAUCUUGGAGUUCUUGAAAGGGGUUAAGAAUGUGAGCUUGAUUUCUGUAGAAGCCAACACCCAGAUGGUUGAAUCAAGUCCAGUGAAUCGGGUGGUUCUGAGAUUGAAGAUUGAGUGUGGUGAAUGGGACGAGUCUGCCUUCCAGGAAGCAGUGAGAAGGGUGGUUGAUGACUUGGCUCAGUGA